GAAUGAAUGCACACGUGUGGUGAGGGUUGCACGUGUGAAUGAAAGAAAACUCCUGCGGCGGUUGGGGAGAGUGAGAGAGUGGAUACGUCAACAACAGUAGUUGAGCCUAGUUGAGAAUGAGUGUGUUUGCUUCACGCAAAGCUCUUUCUCUUUGUCCUUUGUAUAUUACAUUUUAGAAAAUCCACAUCCUUUUGCCGUUGCUUCCAAGCUUGAGCCACUACCUUCACCCUCAUUAGUACAAUAGUACUGUUUUCUCAAAUAGUAAACGCCACAAGAUCACCAUUAGCGUUUCGUUAAAUUAAACUGUAACCCGAACUAAUUCCCUAGUAAUUUAUAUGCCACAGUGUGCUAGUUAUAGAAUUCUAGUCGUAGAUGGAAAACAUAAUUUUUAAUCAAGAAUGAUAAUUUGUUGCGAACCUAUUGGUCAAUUGUUAAUUUAUAUUUUGUAGCUUGUGUGUAAAUAUUUUUGAAGUCUCUGUAUACUUAUUUAUCUUCAAAACUUUAUUUCUGCAUCUACAAACCUUUCUUUCUUUUUUUUUGUAAAACCCUAUGCUAUAUACUUUCAUUUUUAACGAUUCCAGAAAAAUUUGAAAGCAACUAUAUAUAUGCACAUCGAAGAAAUAUAAAUGACCCACCACUAAAAGCAAGACAUGAUUUUCUUGCCUGACACCAUCCUCUAUGCUCUGCAUUAACUAUACAAAAAAACAAUAGAGCAUAAACUACCCUAUCACUUUAUAUCUCUCUCUUUGAAUAUAUAAUUGGUCGGCGACGACACUUCUUCAUCUUAUCUCUAUCCAAGCAAAGCAUUACGUCUUGUUGAAAAAUAUGAGCGGAAGCACCCCUAGCGGUGGAAGUCCGUGCGGCGCAUGCAAGUUUCUCCGGCGUAAAUGCGUGGCGGAAUGCAUCUUCGCUCCCUACUUUGACGCAGAGGAAGGGACGGCUCAUUUCGCGGCGGUGCACAAGGUUUUUGGGGCCAGCAACACCUCUAAGCUCCUCUUGAUGAUUCCAGCCAACCGGAGACCUGAAGCCGUCGCAACACUUUCUUACGAGGCUUUGGCUAGGCUUCGCGAUCCCGUCUACGGAUGCGUUGGUCACAUCUUCGCCCUUCAACAUCAGGUGAUGAGUCUCCAGGAAGAGCUAGCCGUCGUCAAGACUCAGCUCACAACCCUUGAACGCCUCCCUCCGCAGCCUAAACAACAAAACAAUUCACAGACAGAAGCAGCCUCUUCAACCAAAGCUCCACUCAUUGCUACUGCCGAUCAUAAGAAGAACAACGUGUCUUCCUCCUUGUUACACAUUUAUGGUAUGUCACAAGAACAGCAGCAACAACAACCACAGGAAGGUACUGAGGUCCCAAACGAGUCAGUGGAUUUUAGCACAUUAUUGGGCCUGGAAGAUUCAUUGGACAGGGACGGUGAUCUCAACACACUUGCCCGUGAAUUUGUCUCUAAGUAUUUGACCGAUGGCAAAUACCGAUCAUCUUCUCCAAUAUAACCCUAUAUAUGUUAACUUCAGACGUCUCUGUUUAUUUUGUACUGACCGGACUGCCGAGUAACUCAAAUCAUCUUUUAAUAGAUUCUAUCUGAUUUGCAGCGCAA
Brassica napus (rape) is the source of this 1598-nucleotide messenger RNA. RefSeq names its product LOB domain-containing protein 31-like. Gene Ontology annotation, cellular component: nucleus. The transcript is spliced from 2 exons. Gene Ontology annotation, biological process: positive regulation of DNA-templated transcription; hormone-mediated signaling pathway. The record is from RefSeq and is a predicted model, not a curated record. NCBI's taxonomy places the organism in Eukaryota, Viridiplantae, Streptophyta, Magnoliopsida, Brassicales, Brassicaceae. Bases 826 to 1494 code for a protein of 222 amino acids.